AUGGAGGACGAUAUUGCGGUGAUAGGCGUCGGCUUACGCUUCCCUGGAGAGGCAGACUCGCCCGAGGGGUUAUGGAGAGUACUCAAAGGUGGGGAAUCUCAAUGGUCAGAAUUCCCAAAGGAUCGACUCAACAUUGAAGGUUAUUUCCACCCAGGUGGAGAUCGCCAGGGCAGUAUUUCUUUUAAAGGUGCACAUUUUCUGAAAAAUGACGUCUCUACAUUUGAUGCACCGUUCUUCUCUGUCUCUGUCGACGAUGCCAGAGCCAUUGACCCACAACAAAGAAUCUUGCUCGAGGUUUCUUAUGAGGCCCUGGAAAGUGCUGGCAUUAGAAAGGAGGAUGUUGAGGGAAGUGACACUGCGGUGUAUGUCGGAUCAUUCGUAAAAGACUAUGAGCAAAUAUGCCUUCGGGAUCCAGAUUGGCAACCACAAUACGCGGCUACAGGCAAUGGAAUUGCCAUCAUGGCCAACCGAAUUUCUUAUGCCUUCAACUUCCAUGGCCCCAGCAUGACCAUCGACACGGGAUGCAGCGGUAGUCUGGUGGCCAUUCACCUUGCUGCAAAGAGCCUUCAGAAUGGAGAGUGUUCAUUGGCCCUUGCGGCCGGUGCGGGACUGAUUCUAACACCGAACACCAUCAUGCCAAUGACGGCUCUCAACUUUCUCAGUCCUGACGGUAAAUGCUUCACAUUCGACGAGCGAGCCAACGGAUAUGGGCGUGGGGAAGGUGUCGGAGUUGUUGUUCUUAAGCGGCUGUCUGAUGCAUUGCGUGACAACGAUACCAUCCGGGCCGUAAUCCGUGGUACAAGAGUGAACCAGGACGGCCGGACCCCCGGUAUCACUCUUCCUAGCAAAGAGGCCCAAGUUGAUAACAUCCGGUCCUUGUACACAUCAGUGGGACUUAGUUUUGAUCAGACAGCCUACGUCGAAUGCCAUGGCACGGGAACUCAGGCCGGAGACUGGCGCGAACUCAAAGCUGUUUCAGAAACUCUUGCUCAAGGCCGACCUAUCGAUCAACCUAUUAUCGUUGGGUCGCUGAAACCUAACAUUGGCCAUCUUGAGGGCGCCGCAGGGGUUGCAGGGCUGAUCAAAGGAGUGCUUGUGCUGGAGCAUGGAAAGAUUCCUCCAAAUAUAAAUUUCGAACAUGGAAACCCUAGUAUCAAUUUUCAUGAAUGGAAGGUCAAGGUCCCUACACGAUUAAUGGACUGGCCACUUCCGGGUAUACGACGAGUAAGCGUGAACUGUUUUGGAUUUGGAGGAACAAACGCGCAUGUGAUUCUUGAAGAAGCCCAAGGCUAUCUUGAAGCACACGGUCUCACUGAGAAUCCCGCCUUGACGUCUAUAAACUACGACCAGCCGCACGGAGUGAAGCGCAAAGCAACCCCCCUAAUCUUUUGUUUCUCGUCGAAUGAGAAGGCGGGCGUAAAGAGGAUCAUCGAGUCUCAUCUGAAAUAUCUUGAAGAUAAUAAGGCCCGGCUCUCCGCAGAAUUCUUGGCGUCGUACUCUUACACACUCUGCUGCCGUCGUUCUAACUUGGAAUGGAAGCAUUGCAUCGUUGCUAGCUCAGCGGAUGAGCUGCUGGACAAAAUGAAUAGCCAAGAAAUGCCCAGGUCGAGGCGAUCCGCCAUUGACAAACAACCACGAAUCUGCUUCGCCUUCUGUGGCCAGGGCUCGGACUGGACCAGGGUGGAAGAGCUGCUUCAGUAUCCAAGUUUUGAGAAGAGCCUACGAGAUGCUAGCGAGUAUCUGGAAACCGUCCUGGGGAGCUCUUUCAAUCUCAUGGACGAAGUAUUGACACCCACCGAGUCUAAAUCCAAGCCUGAAAUCGCUCAGCCAGCAACGACUGCCAUUCAGAUUGCCAUGGUGGAUCUUCUCCAAUCGUUGUCUAUUGCGCCUCAACAUGUCAUCGGACAUUCGUCCGGAGAGAUCGCGGCCGCCUACGCAGGGGGUGCCCUGACCCGACAGGCUGCCUGGGAAAUAGCAUACUUUCGAGGAAUGGCUGCAGCACGACUGUCCCAUAGUCAAGGAGAUACCAAAGGCGCGAUGCUUGCUACGGGCAUGUCAUUUGAAGAAGCCCAGACGUAUCUCGGAUCAUCAAGGUGGGGCGUUGACAUCGCCUGUAUCAACAGUCCCAGGUCGGUCACGCUAUCAGGAGAGUCUCAGGCCGUGUAUCACGUUGCAAACGAGCUGAAAGAAAGGGGUGUCUUCUAUCGAUUACUGCCUGUAGACGUUGCCUAUCAUUCCCGACAGAUGAAGUGCGUCGAAGAGUACUAUCAGAUCCUAUUGAAACACAUCACAGCCAAUCCAUUGACGCCAGACGCCACGAUGUUCUCCUCAGUUCAUGGGGGUAGACUACAAGGGCCAGAGCUUGACGGUUUAUACUGGGCUACUAAUAUGGUGUCUCCUGUACAGUUCCAGGUCGCUAUUCAGAACAUGCUGGGCCUCCCUAGUGAAGAAAGGCCAACUAUUAUCGUUGAGCUAAGCCCUCAGAUGUCUCUCAAGUCUCCAAUACUUGAUACGUUAUCAGACCUGGGAUUGAAGUCACCGCCAGCCUAUUUUUCGAUAGCGGAUAGAAAGAUGGGAUUCUCCAGAUCAGUUCCUCAGCUUGCGGCAGAACUAUGGUCGCGUGGGCAUCAAAUUGACAUGUCACCCAUUAUCACCCGCGGUGCUCUCCCUCGCUGUCUAUCCGACUUGCCUCCUUAUUCGUGGAAUCAUAGCAAUUCAUACUGGCACGAAUCCCAUCUGGGAGAAGCGAAUCGUUUUAGGGCAUAUCCUCGUCAAGAUCUCAUAGGUGCACCAACUGCGGACUCGAUCCCUUUUGAACCAAGAUGGCGUGGGUUUCUGCGCGUCUCGGAAAAUCCCUGGAUCCAGGAUCACCAAGUACAAAAGACCAUCGUGUAUCCCGCAGCUGGAAUGAUCUCAAUGGUGCUAGAGGGAGCUAAGCAGAUAUCACACGGCGAUGAGAAUAUCCAAGGGUACGAGAUCUCCCGGAUGAAAAUUGAAAAGGCGAUGGUCAUUCCUACAACCAAACAUGGUCUGGAGAUGGCACUCAAUAUUAAAAUGAAACCACAUCUUGAUGGAAAAGGGGGCCAGCAUAGCUUCUCAAUCUAUUCAAAGCAGCUUGGUGCUCCAUGGGAGCGCCAUGCGACUGGGUUUCUACGAUGUGUCCAAAGCUCUAGGCCACGAGAAGCAUCUGAGUGCGAGGUCGAUGUUCUCGAGAGGCAGAGGGCAAAUUGUUCCAACGCACUGGUACCUCGACAGCUUUAUGAGCACAUGGACACUCUAGGGAUGAACUAUGGACCACUGUUUCAGAACAUUGUUGAGAUCCGUCAAGGUAAUGGGUGCUGCUCCAGUCAAUUACGUAUUCCGGACACCAAGUCGAAGAUGCCAGCGGCGUUUGAGUACCCGCACCUUUUGCAUCCAGCCACUCUCGACUCCAUGUUUCAGACUCUGUUUGCAAUUGAACCUGUUCCGAUGGUCCCUACCUCUAUCGACUCAAUAUAUGUAUCUGCGGAUAUUGGUUUGGGUAGCUCCCGUGAUUUCUUUGGUUUCUCGACUGCCAGCCGCGUCGGCAUUGGAAACGCAAGGGCCAACAUUACUAUGCGUCAAAAGAAUAGCGAUUCUCUUGUGGUGGUAAAAGGGCUACAGCUUACGGCUCUCGAGAAUUCAUCGCCAGGCUCAGAAGCAGGUGGAUUCCUGCCAAACCAUCGGAACCUUUGCACAGAGAUUGUCUGGGAGAAGGACGCAACUUUUGCAACGCCGCAUUAUCUCAAGGAUGUUUUGAAUUUCUGGGCACACAAACACCCUGGAUUAUCUAUCCUCCAAGUUGGAGGAUCGGUUUCUUUGACCCAGGCAAUUCUCACCAAUCUAUGUCCCUCAAGCUGUGUAGCCCCGAGACUUUCUCGGUACACAAUUGGACACAUUGAGGGCGAAGAACAGGCAGUUCUAGACGAUGAGGUUCUUCCAGACAAAAGAGCGGCCCCUUUCAUCGAAUAUGUGAAACUCAAUGGACCAGAAAACCUGUCUGUCUAUCACUUAAUCCUGGUAGUGAGUAAGAUGGGGGUUGAUCUGGAUUCCCUCGGGUCCUACUUGAAGCCAGAUGGUCGUAUCCUGGACGUAUCACCUUUCAACUCGAUUGAUGCUGUCAAUGGCACUGACACUGAAACUCAGGAUUCCGGGAUUGAUAUCCCAGAGCUUGGGCAAAUAGAAGUACACGCUCUUCAAAAACCUCGGGAAACUGAAGAUAUCCUUCCACACCACAUUGUUUUCUUACAUCAUGAUCAACUAGACGAGCAAAUAUCGAAUUUGAUUGGAAUUUUUUCAUCCAACUCUGUGUUUAAAACCUCCUCGGUCUCAUUGAGCGAGUCAGUUACCGAUCCCUCAAUUCUUGCGGACAAAAUCAUCGUCUCUCUUCUCGACCUGGCUCGAAAUGUUGAUCAAGCCUGUUUUACAUACAACUGGACUGAAUCAGAGUUCAAAAUGUUUCAUCACAUGCAACAAAAGGCCAAGGGGAUCCUAUGGAUCACGCAGGGCGCCCAUAUGCGGCCUAUUCAUCCCAAAGCAAGCCCCAUCGUGGCAUUGGCGCGGACUCUGAUGUCUGAGGACCCCCUCAAGAUCAUCGUAACCUUAGAUCUCGCUACAGGUACAAAUCCGGGCCACGAGAAGAUAUGUGGCCUCGUAUCUAAUAUUCUGUCACAUUCUUUUAGCCAAUCAUCCACGUCAUCUCUUAGAGAGACUGAGUUCGCUGAAGAGAGUGGUCAGCUGUACAUACCAAGACUCGCUCCCGUCAGCAAUUUGAAUAAGAUAAUCGAGAAGUCGGGAAACGAUGCGUUUAUAUCCAGAAUCUCAUUCCAUCCUAAACCAUCAUCACCAGAACUCGGUCUCAAGAUCACAAUUUCCAGGCCAGGGCUCGCAGACGGAGGGGCAUACUUUACAAGGUGCCCAGGUCAGAACCUUGAGGCCAACGGAGUGAAGAUCAAAUUCAGCAGUGCUAUUGCCACUCACCUUGAUCUCGAGGUGGCCAAAGGGCGUACAAAUAAAUCCAGUAUAUGCAUGGAUAUGAUUGGGCAAGUUGUAUCUUCAGGAAGACAAGUCGCCCAUGUCAGUCAAGGUGAUCAAGUCGUCGCAUUGGUGGCGGACGGGGCUUUACAAAAUGUACUCCAUGUGGACUCCAGAUUUGUGGCAACUCAUCGCCCAGGACUGAUCCCCAGUUGCUUCGUCAGUGCAUACUAUGCUCUUGUUGACAUUGGCCGGCUUGGCUCUGGUCGCACGGCUCUCGUUCACAGUGGCGCCAGCUGCUUUGGCCUUGCCGCCGUGCAAAUAUGCCAUAUCAUCGGCGUCGAAGUCUUCGUCACAGUGAUGGGAGACGAAGUCAACUCACAGAGGGAUGCGCUCGAGCGCGGUGGACUAAAACCCGAUCACAUUAUAGAAGCUAACUCAGAUGAGUUCAUUAAUGUUGUCAUGGAGAAUACAGGUGGAAGGGGGGUUGACGUCCUGUAUAACCCGACGCAAGAGCAUGCCAGCAUUAACGUGAGAUGUGUUCGCCGUGGGGGGAGCAUUAUCCAGCUGGAACAGGUAGAGAGGUGCAUAGCCAGGGACAUUCCUAUCCGGGGAACAUUCGUCGCAUUCGACAUUGGCCAAAUGAUGCACGAUGACAUUGAUGACGUCGCGAGGUUGUUCCGACUUACUAUGGACCUGAUCCACGACAACCCUCUGGAUUUCAUGACUUCGGCAAGCACCUCAGCUGAAUUCGAAAUCGACAGACCCCUGGAGGCCUUGAGGCAUAUGGAACAAGCGCCGCACCUUGGGCAUACCAUAAUCAGGGGAGAUUAUAGCCCUUCCCAGAGAGUUCCGGUCCUCUCAGAGGAUAUCUCAUCGCGUUUCAGGAAUGCCAUUGACCAAGAUGGGACUUACCUUCUGGUGGGCGGCCUGGGUGGUCUUGGGAGAAGCAUCUCAGACCUUCUUGUCGCGAAUGGUGCGCAAAGUCUGGUCUUCUUAUCUCGUUCUGGGGCUUCAACGGAUGAAGCAAGAAAAUUCAUCAGCCAGCUGAGCCAGAAGGGUGUGCGGACAAGUGUGUUCCAAGUGGACAUAUGCGACAGGUCAGCCGUGGCUCGCACGCUCCAAGAAAUAACAGCCGGUGGUGCGCCUCCUCUUCGGGGAGUGUUCCAAUGCGCCGCUGUCAUCAAAGAUGCCGUCUUUGAUAACAUGACCUAUUCAGACUGGCUAUCAGCCUUUCGCCCCAAAGCAGAAGGGUCCUGGAACCUUGUGGAGGCGGUGGAGGCAAGCAAGCAAGACCCCUUCUUCAUUUUCCUAGCCAGCUCGGCCGGAGUGAUUGGAAAUCGCGGGCAGGCCAACUAUGCCUCGGGAAAUUGCUUUGAGGAUGCCCUCGCGCGACAUCUUCGAAUCCGCGGGAAGCAUGCUGUCUCAAUCGACCUCGGGCCCGUCUUGGGUGCAGGGAUGCUGGCUGAGGAUGAGGGUAUCCUCGAUGCCCUCCGCGCGAGCGGAUUCUACGGCAUCCGGCACGAGGAUUUCCUCCAGGUCCUGGAGCACGCCAUCACCAUGGAGAUCCUGCCGGGGCAGCGCAUGCCCGCACAGGUGAUCCUCGGUGUCGGCACUGGUGGAUUGAUGCUGCAAAAUCAACCGGCAGACCCUUACUGGUCCCGUACAGCGCUGUACAGCUAUCUCAACCUUGUGGAUAUGCCGCCGCCUGACUUAUCUAGCGGAAAUGCAGGCUUGGUGAUGGAUAUUAAAACUAGCCUUGCCAGCUGUGCCAGUGUCGAUGCGGCGGCGGAAAUUGCGUGCGCUGGACUCACUAGCAUGUUGGCCAAGGCGAUGAACAUGCAUUUGGAGGAAAUGGAUACGGGGAAGCCGCCCAAUUCAUACGGUGUAGACUCUUUGGUGGCUGUGGGAGUCCGGAACUGGAUUCUGAGCAACUGUGGUGUUCAGGUGUCGGUGUUUGAAAUUCUGAGCGAGAAAACAAUUGCAGAAUUGGCCAUGUUGGUUGCUGAGAAAGGGAGUUUUGGGGAGCGCCAUGAUUAUACAGAGGAGGCACGAUAA
This is a messenger RNA of Clonostachys byssicola, 7050 nucleotides long. Lineage: Eukaryota; Fungi; Ascomycota; Sordariomycetes; Hypocreales; Bionectriaceae. The record is from the annotation of a GenBank genome assembly.